Messenger RNA from Colletotrichum lupini, 609 nucleotides. RefSeq lists its product as uncharacterized. The transcript is spliced from 7 exons. Lineage: Eukaryota; Fungi; Ascomycota; Sordariomycetes; Glomerellales; Glomerellaceae. The record is from RefSeq and is a predicted model, not a curated record. Bases 1 to 609 code for a protein of 202 amino acids.
AUGGAAUUGUACUUGAUCGCACAAUGCGCCGAUAAAUCGGUGAACGUUGCGUCAUUUUUGGGCGCAUCCGACCACCUGAGCAACUGGCUAUUGAAAGAAGUGAAUGGUGGGAUUGAUGUUCGGAAUUUGUCGAUAGGCUCCCAAGCAAGGUUAGCCGAUACGCCCGAGUUAUAUGGCUUACUGUGCUCUCCGCCCCCAACCUCCUUGAUAACGACACCUUCAAUUACGUAUGACGUUUUCAAUUCUGACAUCCAGGAGAAAAGAAAAGAAAAUCUGUCCCUGCCCAACCAUUCAAUGUUUGUCGGCAUUUCUUCGGCAGUAUCAGCUCGAUUCACGGUCACGACAGGGGCGAUACUACCUGCGCCUAGUUUCGAUGAUUCCCAGCGCAGGGACGCGACUAUCAUAAGGAAACCAACAAAGCAAGAAGGCGCGGGCAUGGGUGACGGCAACGGUCGCUUCAACGAUGUUUACGAAAAUUUGGACUUGGAAGGGUCGCUACUGAAGUUCGUUUUCUUCACACAACGUCACCUACAGUACUUGACCAUUGCAUUCAAAUUGAGAAGACGAAUCUGGUUUUAUGAAAGGGAGAUAUUUGCUGGGAAAGGCUGA